AUGACUCGGCUGCGACGGAAGGCUCUGGUGGCGCUCUUCCUCUUCACCCUCUUCAUCUUCGGCACCAUGAUGGGACUGCGAACGCUCAAGCCCAGCGACGGCUUCUCCGACAUGGCCCCGGGGCUGGACUUCACCGGGAGCGAGCGGAGGAGAGGGGAGAGCAGAGACCUCACCAACCCGUCUCCGCAGACUCAGACGGGGCGCGGCGACACCAAAGUGGUCUUCACCAGGUCGGACCGCGAGUACAGCAUCUUCUACGACGUCCACAUCUUCUACUACCUGUGGUACGGGGCGCCCAGCCUGGACCAGAAGUACAUCCACUGGGAUCAUGUUCUGGUGCCACACUGGGACCCCAAGAUCGCAGCCAGUCACCCCCAGGGGAACCACCAGCCUCCAGAGGACAUCGCGGCCAGCUUCUACCCGGAGCUAGGGCCCUACAGUUCCAGGGACCCCACUGUGCUGGACAACCACAUGUCUCAGAUCGAGGAGGCUGCAGCAGGGGUGCUGGUCCUGUCCUGGUACCCCCCCGGAGUGGCCGAUGACCACGGAGAACCCACCGAAGACCUGGUCCCUGCGGUCCUGGACGCUGCCCACAAACACAGCAUCAAGGUGGCCUUCCACAUCCAGCCGUACAAGGGCCGGACGGAGCAGAGCAUGCAUGAAAACAUCCGGUACAUCAUCGACAGAUACGGCACUCACGGGGCCUUCUACCGCCUGCGCUCCAGCACGGGCCAGGUCCUGCCUCUCUUCUACAUCUACGACUCGUAUCUGACCCCCUCGGACUCGUGGGCCGAGCUGCUGACGCCCAAAGGCUCGCGCAGCCUCCGGGGCACGGCCUACGACGCGCUCUUCGUGGCGCUCGUUGUGGAGGAGCGCCACACCAGCGACAUCCUGGCCAGCGGCUUCGACGGCAUGUACACCUACUUCGCCUCCAACGGCUUCUCCUUCGGCUCCUCGCACCAGAACUGGAAGGCAGUCAAGGCGUUCUGCGACUCCAAUAACCUCAUGUUUAUCCCCAGCGUGGGGCCGGGGUACGUGGACACGGCGGUGCGGCCUUGGAAUAAUCACAACACGCGGAACAGGGUGAACGGGAGGUACUACGAGACGUCCCUGCAGGCGGCGCUGGCGGUGAGGCCGGAGAUUGUGACUAUUACGUCGUUUAACCAGUGGCACGAGGGCACGCAGAUAGAGAGGGCGGUCCCCAAGAAGACCGCCACCCGUUUGUACUUAGACUAUCUGCCCAAUCAGCCGGAGCACUACCUGGAGCUGACGCGCCAAUGGGCCGAGAGCUUCAACAAAGAGAAGGACAAGUGGUUACUCUGA
Knipowitschia caucasica is the source of this 1323-nucleotide messenger RNA. NCBI's taxonomy places the organism in Eukaryota, Metazoa, Chordata, Actinopteri, Gobiiformes, Gobiidae. The record is from the annotation of a GenBank genome assembly.